Molecule: messenger RNA, 1271 nt
Organism: Ixodes scapularis (black-legged tick)
Lineage: Eukaryota; Metazoa; Arthropoda; Arachnida; Ixodida; Ixodidae
Exons: 4
Coding region: 351-893 (180 amino acids)
Source: RefSeq, a predicted model, not a curated record
ACCAAAACCAAAAUAAAAAGUUAGAGGCCAAAAAAAAACUGCUUUCGUCUCUUAAAACCUAGGUGGCGCGAGCUACCGUCCAAUAUAAAAAUAAGUCAAUUUUGUUUAUUUGUCUAUUCAUACAGGCGCAGCCAGUGGGCGCAGCCUAGCCAAGCCCAGUCCCUGUCUUGCGCGCGCUUUCUGUCGUCUCUUGCGUGCCUGCGUUUGACCGUCUGCGUCGCCAUAAUUGAUUUAUCGUUGCUUGCCCGCGUCCCCAUCAUUGCUCGACCGUUAGAGGUGGACGGCUGGACCUCGACCGCCCGUACGCUCGGUUUUUUUGCGUCGCGGGUGUUGUGGGCGUCCGUUGGGCGAUGUACGCAUUUGUAAAGUUUACCGACGGUGGCCGACUGGUUAUGCCGAUCUCGAUGAUAAAGAAGUUUAGGCCUAGGGAUGAUCAAGACUGCAACCCAAAACAAAAGCUUGAAGCGUUCUGGAUCUCUGAGAAAGGAGGGGAAGAAGGCUACUACGAAGCGACGGUGGAGAUGCUUGGAGGGACAGUUGAACUUCUCAUCCAAAAAAUGCAGAAGGCAAGAGUAGCAGUGCCAAGGAUUCUCAACAACCUCCCUGAAGGUGGAGUUGGAGACUCCAUGCAGAAGACGUCGUCAAAAAACCCAAAGAACGGAAAACAAGCACAGCUUAUUGCUCAAAAGAAAUUGUGCGAAGACUACAACUCCAACAGGACAGAAACCUCCAAGAGAACGAGGUCAGAGAGCAGCGAGAGUGAUGAAGAGACUAAUUCACUUCGUCAAAAAAAUGCAGUCAUUGUCCAACUUCGAAAGCGCUUGAGAGAGGAAAAGGAAUACAGCAGGCGGCUAGGCCUUGCCCUUCUGGACAAGAUUGGUAUGCUUCUUUGAACCGGUCUUAUCAGGGGUGUGACAGCUUUGCCACUAGACUGUGCCAAAUUCCCCAGCACCAGGGAAGAUGCGGCGAGUGAGCACUCGGGGACCGCCUUUCUUGGCAAUGCAGUCAAAAGCUAUGGGCACGAGCGUCAUAGUCGUGCGUAUGUCCUCAUCGUUUGUGAUAUUCCAAGAAAUGUUGUCCCUAACUAGAAACAUGCCUGCCUUUUGGUAGGAGACAUUUGAAGUAAAUAACGAAAAUGAGCCGGCAACAAAUGCUAGUGAAACAUUUCACUUGAAUUGGGUUUCUUUCUUUGCUGCAGACAUUAUACAUCUCCUGCGCAUGUGCCUAAACUCGUCGCACGCAUCUGGAGGCUCGGCACAGUGUAUUGCACC